AACAUGUUUACAUUUAAAUUACUUGGUAUAAAAAUAUCUAUGAUGUGCAUGAAUAAGUAGAGAACCAUAUUUGAUUGAGUAAAGAUACUUUUUGUCUUCAUUUAUACACUAAAAUGGCAGUUUUUCCUUCGUUGCCUCAGGGCAACAUUGUGCAGUUAGAUCACUUUUGUGUGAACUAUAACAUGCUAAUGGAUGGAGAUGUGCAGGGAUGCAUAGUUAUCAACAUAAUCAUUUUUUUGCUGUACUAUCUACUAUUAUUCACAGGAAAUGGAUGCACAAACAUUUUAUCGGUCUAAGAAACAUGAUCAAGAGGUUAGGCUCAUCCCUUCCGACAGUGAGGAUGGUGAGCUCGAGGAGAUUGACAGUGAGGAAGAGUGGACUCCAGAAUCAGCUGGCAUGCCUGAUGACAAUGAGUCACUGGAUGAAGAGGAAAAUGAGGAUGAAGCAUCACAGGAAGAUGUUCCACGCUUACCCCGUUGGAGAACACCCCACAAUGCCAACAUCACUAAUUACCCAGAAUGGCAGGCCGGCCUUCCAAAAUCAGACGAUAUCAAGUCCCCCUAUGAAUACUUCAAGCUGUUUUUUUCUGAAGACAUUCUGGAAGUAGUUGUAGAGCAGUCAAAUUUGUAUGCCAUUCAGUGUAACACCAACAAGCCCCUUAACCUCACCACUAAAGAGCUGGAGCAAUUCAUGGGUACAGCAGUGUACAUGUCAUUGUUUGGAUUACCAGGCACCCGGAUGUUUUGGAACAAAGCCACCCGAGUUUCCCAGGUAGCUGACACCAUGUCACUGAAUAGAUGGGAGUUCAUCAAAAAAUGUCUGCACUUCAACAACAAUGAAGUGAGACAAGGAGAAAAUGUUGAUCCUCUCCAUAAAAUCAGACCACUGGUCACUCAUCUCACCUCAAAGCUGCAGACAAUCCCAAUGGGUGAGAAGUUGGCUGUAGAUGAGCAGAUGGUCCCUUUCAAGGGAAGAAACAGACUCAAGCAAUACCUGCCAGCAAAACCAAAAAAAUGGGGCUACAAGAUACUUGUCUUGGCUGGCUCUGAUGGUGUCCAGCACAAUUUUGAGAUCUAUACAGGGAGAGUUGUGCAACCCCCUGAGCUGCCAGAUGUAGGAGCAAGUGGCAACGUUGUCCUCCGCCUGGCCCAGCCAAUACCUAAACACCAGAAACAUAAGCUUUUCUUUGACAACUGGUACACGAGUGUUCCUCUCAUUCUCACACUUGCUCAGCAGGGAAUUCACUGUGCUGGCACUGUCCGUAGCAACAGACUACCAGGUGUGAGCAUGAUGUGUGAUGCUGAGUUGAAGAGAACUGGACGUGGAUCUUUUGACCAGAAGACGGCCAUGGUUGGAGAAACCACCUUGCAUGCUGUGAAGUGGUAUGAUAACCGUCCAGUCAGUCUUCUCAGUGAUUACAUUGGAGCACACCCGGUCACUGAUGUUGAUAGGUGGGAUGGCAAGCAAAAAAAAGUCAUCAGAGUUCCCUGUCCUGCCGUGGUGAGAGAGUACAACAAGAAUAUGGGUGGAGUGGAUCUGCUGGACUCUCUCAUUGCACUGUACCGCACCAAAAUCAGGUCAAAGAAGUGGUACCACCGACUGAUGUUCCACUUUAUUGACAUGACCACCGUGACUGCCUGGCUGCUCUACAAGAGAGACUGCAGCAGCACUGGGAUGAGUAAAGAGGAACAGAUCAGGCUUUAUACGUUCAAGUCAUAUAUUGGAGAAAGCUUAUGCAAAAGUGGCAAGAAUCUGGAGCAUAAGAGAGGUCGUCCCAGUUCCACAAUUGCUGGGGAGUACAAAGAAAAGAGGAGAAGAGGACCCGCUACACCUAUUCCAGUCCCUGAUGUGCGUCUAGAUGCCACAGCCCACUGGAUGGUCAUGGAUGAAAAGAAAGGGAGAUGCAAGGUACCAGGAUGCAAAGGUACACCAAAAGCCAAGUGCCAAAAAUGUGACGUCCGCCUCUGUUUCACAUCCACCAGCAACUGCUUCCUGAGGUUCCAUACAGAAUAAUGCAGACUGUGUUUUGUCAAAAAUCAGUACCCCACAGGAACACACAUUCAUAAACAUAAACACACACUGCAGCUAAUCUGUAAUGUACUCAUUGAUAAACCAUUUGUGGCUGUGUGUUGAAAGAAAACUUUGAAAUUGUUGUUGAAAGAAACUUUUUCAAAUUGUUGUUACUGAAAGAAAACUUUUGAAAUUGUUGUUGUUGUUGAAAAAAAACUUCUUGUAAUGUAUUUAAUGCUUUUUUGUUCGUCAUUCCACUUAUUAAAUAAUAUAGAAAACCUUGGCGUUUUAGUACCUUCAUAGCAUCUUGUUGCUCUGAGGCAACAAACCAAAAUCUGGUGGGGGGGCUGUGGGGGGGCACAUUUUCUGAUUGAUAUAUUACAAGGACCCCCCCAAGGUCCCAAAACUGGGGUGAAAUAUUUUUUUCCUCAUAAAAUAAAAAUUCAUGCCAUAGAGGGUUAAUAUUAAUACCUGCUGAAGGUAAAAGUAUGUGUGAACUUGCUUCUCAAUGUUUUUUGAUGAAAAUGAAAC
This is a messenger RNA of Oryzias latipes (Japanese medaka), 2541 nucleotides long. The record is from RefSeq and is a predicted model, not a curated record. Lineage: Eukaryota; Metazoa; Chordata; Actinopteri; Beloniformes; Adrianichthyidae.